Messenger RNA from Medioppia subpectinata, 789 nucleotides. The record is from the annotation of a GenBank genome assembly. Lineage: Eukaryota; Metazoa; Arthropoda; Arachnida; Sarcoptiformes; Oppiidae.
AUGGCACGAAAGUCGAGAUCAACUAAAAGACAACAACAAUCGGAUGACAAGAAUAGUGUCGCCGACUCUGCGGUCAAAAAGGGUCGCAAAAGAGGUGUGAAUUUGACGGACAGUGAGGUUAACGAAAGCGAAACGAAAGUCAGCCGACAAUCAAAGCCAGAGAUGUCCAGACUUUCGGUGGAUUUCUUCCGCAACAAGUCGUGCACUGAGUUAUCGAAAGCACUUUUGGGACAAAUCCUGUGCCGAAAACUGUCACCCAAUGGACCCCUUCUGAGGGGACGUAUAGUCGAGACGGAGGCCUAUUUGGGCGCCGAAGACAAGGCGAGCGCCACUUAUAACGGCCGCCGAACCGAUCGCUUGGAGCCCUUGUAUAUGAGUUGUGGCACUUGUUUCGUAUACUUCACGUAUGGUAUGUAUUACUGUAUGAAUUUGUCGGCUUCGGGCGACGGACAGGCCGUCCUAUUACGGGCUGUGGAACCGUUAGAAGGCAUGGAUACUAUGCAAACACUUAGGGCUAAGUCUCGCAAAGCAAAGUCUGAUAAACUGUUUGCCGACAAAAUGCUGGCCAACGGACCCUCUAAGAUGUGUAUGGCUUUCGAUAUCAAUAAGGAUAACAUCAAUAAAGUGGACAUCACUGACAGUGACUUAAUAUGGAUUGAAAGGGCAGAUACUGUUCCCGAAGAGAAUAUUGUGAGCACCGGUCGGGUCGGCAUUCCCAGGGCUCAGGAGUGGGCCAACAAACCGCUCAGGUUUUACAUCAAAAAUAAUCUCUUUAUCAGCCAAAAGUAA